AUGGAGAACCCGACAGCUUCAGCUCAAGUUGCUGAAAGAACAGAGCAGUUACCACUAGCAAGUCAAUGGCAAAAAGGCCAGCUUAUUGGGCGGGGCACUUUUGGAAGUGUUUACAUUGCGAGCAACCAAGAAACCGGAGCUCUGUGUGCAUUGAAGGAAUUUGAGUUAUUGCCUGUCGAUCCAAAUUCGGCUGAGUGCAUGAGUCAGUUAAAGCAGGGAAUUGAAGUACUUAGCCAGCUUAGACAUCCGAACAUUCUGCAGUAUUAUGGCAGUGAAAUUGGGAGUCGCCUUUCCAUAUCUUCUUCUACACUCUUUGGCGUGUGCAGGGAUUUAAAGGGAGUUAAUUUAUUUGUGGAUGCAUCUGGGAUAGUCAAACUAGCUGACUUUGGGAUUGCUAAACGUCUAACUGGACAACCAGCUUACCGCUCUUUGAAGAAGUGUCUAAAAUGGAUGGCUCCAGAGCUCAUACAAUCCUUGAUGGCGAAUGAUAACAGCGCGGAUCUCGAUCAUACUGCCGACAUCUGGAGCUUGGGAUGUACUAUUGUCGAAAUGAUAACUGGGAAACCUCCUUGGAGUGAGUAUGAGCGGGCUCAAGCUAUAUUUAAGGUGAUGCGAAGCUCUCCACCAAUACCGGAGACGUUAUCCGCCGAGGGAAAGGAUUUCCUGCACUGCUGCUUUCGAAGACAGCCUGCUGGGAGGCCUUCAGCUGCUAUGCUACUUGAGCAUGCUUUACUGCGAAUUUGAAGUUGCAGAUGACUUAACUUUUUUCAUGUGCCAAUACGUUGUUGCAAAAGGGAUGUUGUACUGUAAAGUUUCAUAUUUAUUAA
Messenger RNA from Syzygium oleosum, 827 nucleotides. RefSeq names its product mitogen-activated protein kinase kinase kinase 5-like. Gene Ontology annotation, molecular function: protein kinase activity; ATP binding. Gene Ontology annotation, biological process: protein phosphorylation. NCBI's taxonomy places the organism in Eukaryota, Viridiplantae, Streptophyta, Magnoliopsida, Myrtales, Myrtaceae. The coding region runs from base 1 to 744 and encodes 247 amino acids. The record is from RefSeq and is a predicted model, not a curated record. The transcript is spliced from 7 exons.